This is a messenger RNA of Limanda limanda (common dab), 985 nucleotides long. RefSeq names its product D-aminoacyl-tRNA deacylase 2-like. The transcript has 3 exons. Gene Ontology annotation, molecular function: D-tyrosyl-tRNA(Tyr) deacylase activity. The coding region runs from base 345 to 845 and encodes 166 amino acids. The record is from RefSeq and is a predicted model, not a curated record. Lineage: Eukaryota; Metazoa; Chordata; Actinopteri; Pleuronectiformes; Pleuronectidae. Gene Ontology annotation, cellular component: cytoplasm. Gene Ontology annotation, biological process: tRNA metabolic process.
UUAAAGUCUGGUAGUUAAGGUUAUUAUAAGUCCUGUUAGUUGAUCUGGUUAAAGUUAAAAGUCUGUUAGUUGACCUGGUUAGUUGAGGUUACCAGUGUGCUGGUGAAGUUGACCUGGUUAGUUGAGGUUAACCAGUGGGUUAGUGAAGUUAAAGUCUGUUAGUUGACCUGGUUAGUUGAGGUUACCAGUGGGUUAGUGAAGUUGACCUGGUUAGUUGAGGUUUACCAGUGUGUUAGUGAAGUUAAAGUCUGUUAGUUGACCUGGUUAGUUGACCUGGUUAGUUGAGGUUACCAGUGUGUUGGUGAAGUUGACCUGGUUAGUUGAGGUUAACCAGUGGGUUAGUGAUGACAGCCAGCAGCGGUGCAGCUCCGGCUGCUCGCACCGUGCUGCAGCAGUGUCUUCAGGCCAGACUCCAGGUGAAACCAGCAGAGGAACUGUCCCAAGCUCAGUUUGUCCAGAUCGACAGAGGAAUGGUGAUCUACAUCUGUUUCUUCAAAGGAGCCACAGACGACAUCUUGCCCAAGAUGGUGUCCACCCUGUUGAGCCUGCGGCUGUGCGAGUCCGACUCGGGGAAGAUGGUGUCGGUGCUGGAGCUCCCCGGCAGCCUGCUGAUCGUCCCUCAGGCCACGCUGGGCGGCAAGGUCAAAGGCCGGGCCAUGCAGUACCACAACAACAUCGGCAAAGAGGAGGGGCUGCGGCUGUACGGCGCCUUCGUCUCUCUGUGUGAGAAGGAGCUGGCGGGUGCUGCUGCUGCUGAGGUGACGGUGAAACACGGGACGUAUGGGAACAGACAAGUUCUGAAGCUGGACACCAACGGACCGUACACACAUCUGAUGGAGUUCUGAACUCUUGGGCUUGAAGUUGCACACUUAAUUUUUUGUUAAUUAAAGGAUCCUUCUGGUAUUACCAAAAAUAUUUCACAAUAUUUUCCUUUUAUGAGAUGCACGUGUAGAGAUGGAGGGGUUUGAUUAUCCCCACCUUAGAC